Molecule: messenger RNA, 2119 nt
Organism: Rubroshorea leprosula
Lineage: Eukaryota; Viridiplantae; Streptophyta; Magnoliopsida; Malvales; Dipterocarpaceae
Source: the annotation of a GenBank genome assembly
ACUCUGUUCCUCCUUCUACUUUAUGCAGAAAUUGAGGAGAUGUCUUCAGAAGGGACCAUGAGUGUAGUGGGGAGUGAGGUUAUGCCCCUGGAUUACGGGAGCAUGGAUUCGGAGAGCAGUCCGUCUCCCACCAGUUUGGAGAGGACGGUGGAGGAAAGGAGGGAUGAAAGAGUAGUAGAGGAGGAGGAAGAGGAGAUCCCCUCGAAUAUUUUGGAGGCUGGGAGUAGGGUAGAUGGGUGCUAUGACCCGGACUUAGAGGUAGUUUCUGAGGUGAGGGGGUAUGUGAGCGAACUAGGUAGUAGGAGUAGCCUUAGGGGGCUGGUAGGGAACUGUAAACUUCCUCACCAUGUCCUAAUUAGGCCUGCCGGGGUGAAUGAGAGGGCAUGCUUAGCACCCCGAGACCAUUGGAUGCCCCUAAACAUCCAUUAUUUGAUUGCAGGGCUUAGGUUUCCCAUUCCAGAAUUACUGGUUGGGCUAUUAUUAGAUUACAGUAUAGGAAUAACCCAAUCGACCCCAAAUGCCAUAAGGGCUGGGGGUAGGGGGGAGAAGGGGUGGUACUACUUCGGCCCUCGAUCGUCCAGUAAAGGGAAUAAGAGUUUAUUCUCUGCUGGACCGUCAUCCAUCAAAGGAUGGAAAGAAAAAUUCUUCUUUGUGGAUGACACUGAGUGGACUGAUAAGGAUGAGGUGGAAGAGGUUGAGAAGCUGGUGAGGGAGGAGGGAGACGUGGUAGAUAUCAUGUACCUCACCAGUCCAGGGGCAAUAAAGGUUGUAGAGCUCUAUGGGCCAAGCUCAUUGAGCGAAGCUGAAAUGGAUAGUUUUAUAAAUGCGGCUGGAGGAUUGGCUAUCCCAAAGAAGCUAAGGAAAAAGUCAAAGACUUCAACUGCGCCAAGGCCGAAGUCGGUGAUGGGGGGCAGUGAGGAGGCGAGCAAGGAGGUGGCACCGCUCCAGCGGAAGAAAAGGAACGUGGCAGAAACAGAGGUUAGGAGGGAUGAGGUGGUUGAAUUCGUCCCUCGGCCUUCACCACCUGAGAUUGAUCCGAAGCUCAGGGAGAGAGAAGAGGCUGUGGUUCGAGGUCCUGGCAAGGGCAAGGAGCUCCCUCCACCUUCAUACCAGAAAAGUUUGUUCGAGGCAACGAACACGACUGGAGCUAAACAAUUCCUCAACGCCACGCUUCCUGAGGUGGAUAGAAGGCAAGCUAGGCAAGAGGCGGUGAGCCAUUUGGGUGCCCACAUUGUAAGGCACGCCUUGGAGAGUGCGAGCUGGGUCAAUGCUCUUGCGCAGGAGUAUGCGGAGAGCGUAAGAGAUUGUGCCAACUGGCAGAGGCAAUUGCUGCCAUCAGUAACCGAGCUCCAGAGCGAUAAUGAUGUCUUGAGCACGAAGCUCGUUCUCGAAGAACGUAAAAGGAAGAUUUGUGAAGAGAAACUUGAAGCUCAAGACAAGUAUAUAGAGAACAUGAAGAAAGGAGCAGCGAAGCUGAAGAAGAACGUGAAUCUGUUGGUUCACAAUGGGAUGGAGGAGCACAUUGGCUGCUUCCUCAACUCCAGUGUCUUCGAGAACAUCAUCAACCUCUAUUGGCUGCCGAUCGCGAUCGUGGCCUUCACCGACUGUAGAAAAAAGGUGAAAGCCCAGUACCCAGCGGUGGACGUGACGAUGGUCACUUUUGGGGAACAAGAAGAAGGGGUGGAUGAGGAUGGGGCGUACUAUCUUCCCUCCAACCUUGAUGUGGAGCUGGUGGCAGUGGAGGAAGAAGAAGAAGAAGAAGCGAAAGGUGCUGGAGUGGAGAAUGAGGUAGAUCUAGUCGAAGCUCAGCCUCCCGUAGUUCAUCCAGUCUCCUCUGAUGAAGUGCUGCAGCUAGCUCCUCCUGAAGCGGAAGUGCCGCUUCUGCCGGCUGAAGAUAAGCCACUUCCACCACCUCUUCCUGUUGAGGAGCAGCCUCCUCCGUCAGCAGAUUAGAUUAGGAUUUUAUUUUUGUGUGACAGUUGUAAUGAACACUUUUGUACUUGAGAGCUUUAUUAUUUUAUAAAAUGUUUCAAAUCAUCAUUAGUGUUCAAUGUUGGUUUCGAAUUGUUGUGUUAUUUGAAGUGAAUUACCUUGGCCAAAAUAAAAUGACUUUAGUUGG